AGACCCAAUUCAUGUCCCUAAAUGAACCAGAUCCUCGCGACAAUAACCCAAUUUCCAUCGAUGGGCAGUUGGUCACCAUGUGCGAUCAAUAUAAAUAUCUGGGUAGUAUGAUGCACAGUUCGGGAAACCUGGAAUGCAACGUUCAACACCGAAUAGCGGCUGCAUGGCUGAAGUGGCGAGAAGUAACUGGUGUGAUAUGUGACAGAAGAAUGCCGGUCAAGCUCAAGGGUUUAAUCUACAAAACCAUCAUACGUCCAGUCCUUACGUAUGGCAGCGAAACAUGGGCUGCAACCAAAAGGCACAUACAUACCAUCCAGGUUGCCGAAAUGAAGAUGUUGAGGUGGAUGUGCGGCGUCACUAGGCUCGAUCGUAUUCGUAAUGAAUACGUGCGAGGAAGUUUAGGGGUGCGUGAUGUCGCAGAUAAGUUGCAGGAGAAUCGGCUACGGUGGUAUGGCCACGUAAAGAGAAGACCACCUGAUUACGUGGGAAAUUUGGCUCUGCAACUUUCCAUCCCCGGUCGAAGAUCGAGAGGGCGCCCCAAGACCAGAUGGCGGGACGUAGUGUCGAAAGACAUGAAAGAGUGCCAGGUGUCCGAGAGCGACGUCAUGGAUAGAGCGAAGUGGAAAAGAAAAAUAAGGAAAGCUGACCCCACCACCAUGUGGGAUACAUAGCAGGAAAGAG
Helicoverpa zea (corn earworm) is the source of this 681-nucleotide messenger RNA. RefSeq lists its product as uncharacterized. The coding region runs from base 12 to 671 and encodes 219 amino acids. The transcript has a single exon. The record is from RefSeq and is a predicted model, not a curated record. Lineage: Eukaryota; Metazoa; Arthropoda; Insecta; Lepidoptera; Noctuidae.